Messenger RNA from Dissoconium aciculare CBS 342.82, 1500 nucleotides. Its product is annotated as P-loop containing nucleoside triphosphate hydrolase protein. Gene Ontology annotation, molecular function: RNA binding; RNA helicase activity; ATP binding. NCBI's taxonomy places the organism in Eukaryota, Fungi, Ascomycota, Dothideomycetes, Mycosphaerellales, Dissoconiaceae. The transcript has a single exon. The record is from RefSeq and is a predicted model, not a curated record. Bases 202 to 1041 code for a protein of 279 amino acids.
GAUAACAGCAAUGUUGACAACGGUUCAGGCAACGAUGUCAUCGCUCAGGCCCAGUCUGGUACCGGCAAGACCGCUACCUUCUCCAUCUCCACCCUUCAGAAGAUCGACACCAACUUGAAGGCGUGCCAGGCUCUCAUCCUCGCACCCACCCGUGAGUUGGCUCAGCAGAUCCAAAAGGUCGUCGUCGCCAUUGGUGACUUCAUGAACAUCGAGUGCCACGCCUGUAUCGGUGGCACCAGCGUUCGUGAUGACAUGAAGGCCCUCGGUGACGGACCUCAGGUCGUCGUCGGAACUCCCGGCCGUGUCCACGACAUGAUCCAGCGUCGCGUCCUCAAGACCGACAGCAUGAAGAUGUUCGUCCUCGAUGAGGCCGAUGAGAUGUUGUCUCGUGGUUUCACUGAGCAGAUCUACGACAUCUUCCAGCUCCUUCCUCAGAGCACCCAGGUCGUCCUUCUCUCCGCCACCAUGCCCCAGGACGUCCUCGAGGUCACCACCAAGUUCAUGCGUGACCCCGUCCGUAUCCUCGUCAAGAAGGACGAGUUGACCCUCGAAGGUAUCAAGCAAUUCUACAUUGCCGUCGAGAAGGAGGACUGGAAGCUCGACACCCUGUCCGACUUGUACGAGACCGUCACCAUCACCCAGGCUGUCAUCUUCUGCAACACCCGCAGAAAGGUCGACUGGUUGACUGAGAAGCUCACUGCCCGUGACUUCACUGUCUCCGCCAUGCACGGUGACAUGGACCAAGGCCAGCGUGAUGUCAUCAUGAAGGAGUUCCGUUCCGGAUCUUCUCGUGUCCUCAUCGCCACUGACCUUUUGGCCCGUGGUAUCGACGUCCAGCAGGUCUCUCUGGUCAUCAACUACGAUCUUCCCGCCAACCGUGAAAACUACAUUCACCGUAUCGGUCGUGGUGGUCGUUUCGGCCGAAAGGGUGUGGCCAUCAACUUCGUCACUGCUGACGAUGUGCGCAUGAUGCGUGAAAUUGAACAGUUCUAUUCCACUCAGAUUGAGGAGAUGCCGAUGAACGUGGCCGACCUCAUUUAAGCAGCAUACAUUUUUCCAAGACAACCAUCACCCAAGUUGACUCUGCCCGACUGAUCUGAAAACAUAAUAGUUUUGGGCUCGGCGUCGGGCCGGGGAGGCGCACCCCCAUACACACUCCCACUUCCGACAUACAACAAUCACCGUUUUCGAAACUUGUGCGCGCUCGACAUCCCUACCUGGACCUGUCGGCUCUCUUGCUGGCAGACGCAGGCAUGUAUCGGCUAGAGGAAGAGGACGCGGUCCCCGCCCCUCAUCCUUUGGGCUUUUAUGAUGAUGAUAGAGACUUGCUUUGGCGCGCUUCCUUGCAAAGGCGUAUUGCGAUUCGCGAUGCCAUCAAAAUGUUCCUUUUGCGCCUUCAUAGCGAUUUGGUACGUAGAUUAUGAGAGAGUCUGCUAAAUUGAAUUCGCUUGAAACAAAGUACUUUCUUGUGAUGGUCUUCGUUAGGUGUGACAGGCUCUG